ACCACCGCCUCACGGAGGGUCAGUUAAUGACCAGUUUCUGCAACUGGAGCUCCUCUUUCGACAGAGCUACAGAUUACGUAACUGGAGUCAGAGAUAAAAGGAGUAAACAGGCAGUAAGCUGGAGAAUCUGAAGAGUGCUUCUGCUGCUGCUGCUGCAAACACAGGAAACUGCAGGAAUGUCGGCAUGUGAGUUUGAAUCAGUGGAGAAAUGUCUGGAGUCUCACCUACCGGAGGCAGAGCUGACUGAGGUCCAGAGGAUCCUGUUUGGGAAGGAAACCAAGAAGCUGGACCUCCCGGCCUCUGCUGUGGAAGCUGCCUCAGAGCGUGACUUUGAGCUGAAAGGAUACAGGUUUGAUGCUGUACAGGAACAGCUGAGGCCACCCAGAAGGAUCAGGGUGGGACUUAUUCAACACCGCAUCGUUCUGCCAACUGAUGCUCCCAUCCUGGACCAGAUCACUGCCAUGCACAAUCGUAUUGGUGAACUUGUUGAGGUAGCAGCCAUGUGUGGUGUGAACAUCAUCUGCUUUCAGGAGACCUGGACCAUGCCUUUUGCUUUCUGCACCCGUGAGAAAGACCCAUGGACAGAGUUUGCAGAGUCUGCUGAAGAAGGAAACACCACCCGUUUCUGUCAAGAGCUGGCCAAAAAAUACAAUAUGGUAGUUGUUUCUCCCAUUCUGGAGAGGGAGGAGCUGCACAGCACUCUGUGGAACACAGCGGUGGUGAUCUCUAACUCUGGAAAUGUGCUGGGAAAGAGCAGGAAGAACCACAUUCCCAGGAUUGGAGACUUUAACGAGUCUACAUAUUAUAUGGAGGGCGACACCGGCCACACAGUGUUCCAGACACAGUUUGGGAAGAUUGCUGUGAAUAUCUGCUACGGCCGUCAUCAUCCUCUCAACUGGUUCAUGUACAGUAUGAAUGGAGCUGAGAUCAUCUUCAACCCCUCAGCUACUGUUGGGGCUCUUAGUGAGCCCAUGUGGUCUAUAGAGGCCAGGAAUGCAGCGAUAGCAAACCACUGCUUUACUUGUGCCAUCAACCGUGUUGGGACGGAACAUUUUAAAAGUGAAUUCACAUCUGGUGAUGGAAAAAAAGCUCACCAUGACUUUGGACAUUUCUAUGGGUCCAGUUAUGUGGCUGCUCCUGAUGGCAGCCGCACCCCAGGGCUGUCGAGGACCCGCGACGGACUGCUGGUGGUAGAAAUGGAUCUCAACUUGAACAGACAAAUCAGUGACAAAUGGAGUUUUAAGAUGUAGCAGAGUGGCACUAUACGAGUGGAAUGAAAGUAUAAUACUCAGAUGACUGGUCGGUAUGCUGAGUACGCAGAGGAACUCACCAAGGCUGUUAGACACGACUUCAAACCGAAAAUAGUCAAAGAGUAGAACAUAUUCCACAUGUACUGCACACUGCACAGUAUUAUAGUUCUCUUCUGCCUGAACACAGCAGACAUUGUAUGUUUAUUUCCAUACCAAAGUCUGUCACAUUGAUUGAUUCUGCAGUGAAUGAGGGGAGUGUCCAUUUCAAUUGUUAUUAACCCAACUGUUUUUAGUGAGAGGGAGAAAUGUUUUUUGGGCGCCUGUUUUCAAAAUGACUCUCUCUACGCUGAAACCUACUAAAGGGCUGAUUCACUGAGUUAUCUGUAUGAUAACUUAUUAAGAUGAGAUUUACUUUGAACUGUGACCAAGAACCAAGUGUUCUUGUUGUCUCACCAAUAAAACCUAUUUUAACA
Molecule: messenger RNA, 1723 nt
Organism: Amphiprion ocellaris (clown anemonefish)
Lineage: Eukaryota; Metazoa; Chordata; Actinopteri; Pomacentridae
Gene: upb1
Product: ureidopropionase, beta
Exons: 11
Coding region: 177-1250 (357 amino acids)
Molecular function (GO): beta-ureidopropionase activity
Source: RefSeq, a predicted model, not a curated record